Porites lobata is the source of this 846-nucleotide messenger RNA. NCBI's taxonomy places the organism in Eukaryota, Metazoa, Cnidaria, Anthozoa, Scleractinia, Poritidae. The record is from the annotation of a GenBank genome assembly.
CAAGACUACGAAGAUACUGAUUGCGUUGAAUUUGAUGGAUUAAGCAAAAUAUCGAAGUCUAUUUUCAUUUCCUUAUCAUUGAUCUGCGGGAUUUGGGCAGUCGGAGGAAACCUAGCCCUCCUUACAGCAUUUUACCGCAGUAAAACAGUUUAUGGCCAUAUUACGAACGAUUUCGUCGUUUCGUUAGUAGUGUCCGAUCUCCUGAUCGGGUUGUUGAUGACACCGAUGUAUAUCUGCUACUCAGUCGACUUAGAUCCUCCAUGGCUCAUCAAAAUUGAAGGCUUUCUUUGGAUUUUAACAGUAACAGCUACAACUCAUAGUCUAAGCGCUGUCAGCGUGGACAGACUAAUUGCGAUACUUUAUCCUCUCCGCUAUAGUCUGAUAGUAACGGAAAGACGAUGUCGUGUUGUCAUUGCGCUGAUCUGGCUCGACGGGUUGGUUUUCGGAUUUCCCAGACUGAUUCUGGACGAUUUUCAGAAACUAGAAAGGUUAUGGGUCACCUGUUCGAUUGUCACUGUUGCCAUACCAGUACUGAUCAUGUCCUCUUGCUAUGGCAAAAUUUUUACAAUCGUCAAGAAGCAAAAUGGUCGAAAACUGGCGAACAAUUUUACAACUGGCAAACUUUUGCGAAAUAGAAAAGCUGCCAUCACUAUUGGAAUAAUCGUCUGUCUGUUCAUCAUAACAUUUAUUCCAAGCACAGUUGUAUAUUUUAUGCUCCUGUUUGAGAAGGACAGGUGCAAAGAACUUGAGCUGAAUGAUGUUUGGCUGUGGGUGGCACUUGUGUCAUUUUCCCAUUCAGCGAUUAAUCCUUGGGUUUAUGGACUUAGAUAUCGAGCCUUAAGAAAA